Molecule: messenger RNA, 3183 nt
Organism: Symbiodinium pilosum
Lineage: Eukaryota; Dinophyceae; Suessiales; Symbiodiniaceae
Source: the annotation of a GenBank genome assembly
AUGUAUGACCGCGUACCAGGGUCACCUCAAAAACCCAGAUGGAUGGAAGCUCCACUUGCUGGGCCUGGGAAAGAGGCCAAGCCUGCAUCGCCCAGUCCAGUCAGGCCUUCUCCUGAUACUAUUGUCAAGCAAACCCAUCCCGUUCACGCUGGACCAAUUCCAGACUCAAUGCGACCAAGCUCCAGCGCUUCUGCAGACACUGGCAGAUUGAGCACAUGCAGCGCACCUUUGACUGACAGCUUUGUCAAGGCAAGCUCGCCUGUGCCCACAGCCGAGGCAGUCAAGCCAAGCUGUAGUGAAGCAGUGUCAGAUGACAUUGCUCCUGGUGCUCCAAGCACUUGCAAGCCCUUGUUAGAUGUGGAGUGCAAAUCUUGGGCCACAAGCACUUUCAGUGCAGAAUAUGGUGCCAGGGACUUCAAGGACCCCGAGCCACUGCAAGAGGUGAAGGACACUCGCAGUCCAUCCCCAGAUGUAAGCAAGCCUGCUGCCAGACUUCUUGAGGUUCCCGGCCGAGAUGGGAGAGCCACCAGUCCAAAGCAAGCCCUCACAGAUGCAUCCCGGUCCCCGAGUUGUCGGACAGUCGGUUCAGACACCAGCAGCAUCCGGGAUGAUCUGUCUGGAGAAGAGGUGUACAGUCGGACCGCUUCCCCUGAGCCUACGCGCCAAUCUGGCAAGCAGCAAUUGGCCGAGCUACUCGAGCUCUGGAAAACAACUAGGCACGAGAGUGGCCCACUCUCCAUAGAAGAGUGCGAUUGCAUCGAGAACAUAUUCUAUGACACGAUGAACCCUGACCGCGUCAAGAUUGUGGAAAUGCGUCGAGUCGUGCAGCCAGCUUUAUUGCGACGGUUCUGCACAGAGGAGCAAGACUCAAUGGAGCGACAGGCCCGGCAGCUGAAGACCCACAAGCAGUUCAUGCUGCUGCAUGGGACACGCUGGGAAUAUGCUCCUUUGAUCGCUGAAAAUGGGCUGGACCCAUCCUGCGGUCAUCUCACAAAGGGGAGCUGGCUGGGUGGCUUGGCUGUGAAGGCACACUCCUACGCUUCGAAGGGGCCCGGGCCUGAAGUGGAGGAGGAUGACGGUCACAAAGCCCGACUGUUUGCUUUGUUUGUUGUCUCUUGCGUGCCAGACGUGAAUGAUGGAGAUGAUGAACGAUCUUUUGGAGUUUGGCGCAUGAUGUCUGCACGUCGCAUGUGCCCGGCCUACCAAGUCAUUUAUUCCGCCCCAGCAGAUGUGGGACGUCACAAAAGGCCCCUGAUAGAGCCGCGCGCGAACAAGGCUACCCUUUUGCGCAAGCAGAGUCAUGAUGGCACAGGCACAGAAUCUGCAGGGCCCAGCUCCUUCAGGUGUCGGAGCGUGAGUCCACCCCCGCGAAGCCGCUCACCAAAUCCAGAUGCGUUCGCAGAGGUCACUGGCAGCUGGCCGCUCCCUGAGGGACGAGGCCUAGGAGCAUGCACAUCUCCUGCCCUCAAGGUGCACCAAGGGAGACCAUCGACUACCAGUGAGUCGCCAAUGAAAUUACGCGUGCACCCCGAGCGCCCGGGUAACAGUGAGUCCCCGGCCAAAGCUCGCAGCCAAACAGAGCGGCCGUCGAACGGUGAGUCUACGGCGAAGCCUCGGAAUCACCCUGAUCGGCCUCAGAAUGAUUCCCCAAACAAGGGGCGCACUUCGAAUGGCACCGCAUCGCAUGCUCCCAGCCCAGGUGUCCUGAAGCUUCACGAAGUGAAUUCUUCAGGAGCCGGGAGCUCUCCAGCUCGGGAUGGACGACCUGUCAACCUGGCGCGCACAUCGCCCGCGCUGAAGGUGAAACAGGACGCCCGUUCCUCCAAGAGCAAAAAGGAUGCGAAGGAGCUGAAGGAUGAAAGCCGCGAUGCAGGGAAGGAUCGAAAGCCGCCAGUGGUAGCGGUGCAAUGGGAAGUGCAGGGAGAUGACGGUUGGAUUCCUUUCAGGCCGGGCUGCAAGUUCAAGGAUGACCCCGGGACGAUCCAGCACAUUUGCCAUGGAAAGUUUUGGUAUGCCCUCGUCUUUGAUGAGGAUGGCCUCACCGGCACGCAGUCCAACACCCAUACUGGCAAAGUGCGGCAGCUCCGUCGUGUGGUACCAGCCGAAGCCAGCCCUGCUGAUGAUCCCAAGUCAGGAGACGCAAAAGUUCAGGAGAAGACAAGUACUCAGCCAGCACUCCCAGUUGGGGGCUGGUACCCCAGCUUGCUGAAUGGGAGCACAGCUGUCAAACAGGCUCAGACCUCUGUAGGAGGUGUAGGAAUACAGGAGAUGGCCGCCUCAGUGGCUGACUCAAAAGAGCAACAGCCUAUGUUGGAGAGCGUGCCCACACCAAGCCGCAAACCGCUCCCUGUCCCUGCUGCAUGCAAUGCCAGGCGAGCAGAUCGGCGCCAUGUCACGGUGCCUGUUCAGGCGCUCUUGGGCACCAGCCCAAAGUGCACGAUGGCUAGAAGCCCGCCCAGAGGUUCAAUCAAAGCAUGCCGGCCAACAAGCCCAAGCCCCUGUGCAAAGCUCUCCAGCACGGAGCGCAGACACAGCAACCCAUCAUUCGGGCUGUCCAGCGAUUUAUGCUCCCCUCUCAGUCCGCCCGUGCGUGCUGUGAAGACGCUGCGAUUUCAGUCGUCAAGGUCACCAUCCCCACCAAUCUCCCGUGAGGCACCGGAAUCGACCCUUGCAGGGCUGCCAAAACCGAAGGCAAGAGCGCGGACGCAAAGUGCACCGCGGCGCAGUGGCGACCCCUUCAAUCUCUACCGCUUUGUGGACGCGCAGAGCGAGAAUGGCACAUUCGACCGGGCCCUGCGUGAAAUACAAGCAGGCCGAAAAUCCUCCUGCUGGAUGUGGUUUGUCAUUCCUUCGCCACCUUACAUGAAGAACAAUAUUGAGCAUGGGAGCAGCACAAACCGCAAGUACGCGAUCAGGUCAGAUCAGGAGGGCAAGGCUUAUCUAAACUACGAGGCUGACGGUGUAGAUUUGCGCAGCAACUACUUCGCUAUUCUCUCUGCAGUUUGUCAGCAUUUGAUUGCUGGGAAAGCAGCUCGAUCAGUGAUUGGCAGUUUUGAUGAGCCCAAGCUUGCGAGCUCCAUCAUCUUCUUUGAGCGGCUAACCCGCAAUGAAGACAACGAGUUGAACGGUCUACUGCUGAAACUUGCCGGUCUCAUGAACCUUCAGCUAGCCACGGGAAAUUGA